Messenger RNA from Aspergillus uvarum CBS 121591, 956 nucleotides. RefSeq names its product putative transcription initiation factor subunit (TAF30). The record is from RefSeq and is a predicted model, not a curated record. Bases 138 to 836 code for a protein of 232 amino acids. Gene Ontology annotation, molecular function: histone binding. NCBI's taxonomy places the organism in Eukaryota, Fungi, Ascomycota, Eurotiomycetes, Eurotiales, Aspergillaceae. The transcript has 7 exons. Gene Ontology annotation, cellular component: NuA4 histone acetyltransferase complex; Swr1 complex. Gene Ontology annotation, biological process: chromatin remodeling; regulation of transcription by RNA polymerase II.
UUGCUCUCCGUCUACUUCCUCCCAAAACAACCGGUCUGCCACCACCCCCCAGACGAAGGGAUCCAGCCAAGCUCUCGAUUCACUCAAUCCCUCACUCCUUAUUUUCCCGCGCAAUCAACUGAAGCCUAUUCACAGCGAUGCCCGACGUCAAGCGAAAUGUCCGUCUGGUGACGGAGCAGCACAUCAUGAACAAAGACUCCGGCGUCGAGGGAUUUCCCCUGCGAUCAUGGUCCAUUGAGAUCUAUCUGGUCAACGACCACGGCGAGCAGGUCCCCGCAAACGUCUUCGACAAGGUGACGUACACACUGCACCCGAGUUUCGGCCCGCGGGCUGUUCAGACUUUCAAGAACCCUCCGUUCAGAAUCUCCGAGGAAGGAUGGGGUGAAUUCGACAUGCAGAUCGGCCUGACUGCCGCCGACAAGGAGCAUUUCGUUACCCAUGACCUCAACUUCGCGCAGGCGCGCUACGAAUCCAAGCACGUUAUUACCUUCAAGAACCCCAAGCCUGCGCUGCUAGCGCUACUGCGUGAAUCCGGCCCCGUUCCUGGCGACGAGAACGGCGUCAAGUCGAAACGCGCCGCGGGAGGAGAGGAGGGGUCGAAGAAGAAAAAGAAGACGGAGAAGAAUGUCGACAUGGACAAGCUGGCCGAUGGGCUCCAGCGUCUUGGCGAAGACGAUCUUCUCCAAGUGGUGCAGAUGGUCCAUGACAACAAGGCUCCGGACUCAUAUACCAAGAACGAUGUUGAGCAGGGUGAAUUCCACGUUGACCUCUAUACCUUACCCGAUAACCUAAUCAAGAUGCUCUGGGAUUUCACGCAGGAAAAAGGUGCUUUGUGAUGUUGUUUUUUUGUGUCGGGGCUCUCUCUUCUUUACUUUUCUUGUCUCUCUUCCGACUACCAAUUUUAUUCGUCCGAAUCUCCUGAUAAAACAAAACUUAAUAAUACCACUUUCUCUGCG